AUUCAAACCAAUCCCAUUGUUGUCAGAUAGUUCACGAUUAAUCACAGAAUUCAAUAAAUUCUAAGUAAUAUUUGUAAUUAACUAAUUAAACACACUGAAUUGUAAUUAAAAGUAAAUCUGCUGUUGCUACAUUUGACGAGGAAUUUUGUUAACGGAAAUGCCGAGUGCUGGAGACGAACUGAACCGGAAGUGGGAGCGUUGCCGGUUGGAUGCUAUGAUGAAGGCAGGGGGCGGACUACUGCUUGGGAGCCUAGGAUCCCUACUACUCGCCCGUCUCAGGGUCUGGCCCCUCAUCUUCGGCACGGGCCUUGGCUUAGGCCUCGCCUACAUCAACUGCGAACAAGACGUCAACAAGGUGCUAGCCAAAAAGUGAUCUAUGUGUAUGUUCUGGAAUUGGUAACGCCAUCGAGCGAAUCCCAAUAAGUAAAAUAAAACUGUAUUUCAUACACUUGAAA
Molecule: messenger RNA, 455 nt
Organism: Homalodisca vitripennis (glassy-winged sharpshooter)
Lineage: Eukaryota; Metazoa; Arthropoda; Insecta; Hemiptera; Cicadellidae
Product: MICOS complex subunit MIC10-like
Exons: 1
Coding region: 158-373 (71 amino acids)
Cellular component (GO): mitochondrial inner membrane; mitochondrion; MICOS complex
Source: RefSeq, a predicted model, not a curated record